AUGAUCCAAACCAACUCAGGCAUCGUAGCAUCUCUCUCUCAACUCCGACAUCAUCUCAUUCUUCCAACAGUCUUGAUCAUGCUCCGUCUCACUCGAUGGCUAGGAUCUUACCAUUGCCUUAUGGACUCGCAUCACCCGAUCUACCUCACAUGGAAUCUCAAUCAGCAUUACACAUGA
This is a messenger RNA of Melampsora larici-populina 98AG31, 177 nucleotides long. RefSeq lists its product as uncharacterized. The transcript has a single exon. Lineage: Eukaryota; Fungi; Basidiomycota; Pucciniomycetes; Pucciniales; Melampsoraceae. The record is from RefSeq and is a predicted model, not a curated record. Bases 1 to 177 code for a protein of 58 amino acids.